AUGACUGACGGUGCUGUGGUUCAAAGAAUCCCCCUCCCGGAUUCUCAACUGGACUUCCCCGGGGUCCCAUACUCCGUGUCAGUCCUCAAACCCGGGUACUGUCUCUCUGAGCCGGACGGGACCUUCAGGGCCGACGGAACCAUCUCUUUGAUUACGGGACCCCGUACUAUCCUGGUGGACACAGGGGGACCGUGGGACCGGGACUUUCUCCUGCAGACCCUGAAGGACCGGGGUGUGGACCCAGGGGACGUUGACAUGGUGGUGGGGACUCACGGGCACUCAGACCACGUGGGCAACCUGAGUUUGUUUGCGCAUGCGGAGUUAAUAGUCGGAUUUGACCACAGUGAGGGGGACAGGUACCGUCCAAACAAACUGUCAGAGGGACAGGUGUACCGCGUGGACGAGCACGUUAGUUCAUUCUUGUUGUUGUUGUUGUUGUUGUUGUGUUGUUGUUGUUAUUAUUUAUAGAGCAUAUUCAUACUUUGUCCUUCAAACAUUUUCACUAUUAUCCAACUUUUACUUUUUUUCCACCCCUUUAACAGCUUUUAAAUUUAUACCCCUCUACAUUUAUUAGCAGUUUUGCAUUCUUUUUCAGCUUUCAGCACUCAGCAUUUGUACAAUUUUCUGGAAGGAAAUGCAAUUCUUCUAGUUAUCAUUAUUAUUAUUAUUAUUUUAUUAUAAUAUUAUUAUGAAUUAUUUUUAUUAUUGUUGUUGUUGCAGUUGUUAUAAUAAUAAUAAUAAUAAUAAUAAUAAUAAUAAUAAUAAUGAUAAUACUUAUAAUAAUAAUAAUAAUAAGUGUUAUUAUUAUUAUUAUUAUUAUUAUUAUUGUUAUUGUUGUUAUUAUUAUUUUUAUAAUAAUAAUAAUGAUUAUUAUUAUUAUUAUUAUUGGUAGUAGUGGUAAUAGUAAUAGUAGCUGUAGUGGUAAUAUUAGUAUUAUUUUUAUAUCUAGAUCACUCUACAGACAAAAACCAACUGUUGCAUCUGAAACAAAUUGAAUGAGUCUUCCAGAACUUUUAUUUAUCAUGUCACCUAUUUUUCUGCAAUUUCUUACACCAUUUUCAUCCCAUUACUGUCCUUCUGGUUGAUGUAAAUGUUAUUUUUCUGGUAACAUCAUCACCAGGAUACAAAAGCAGCCAGUUGAUGUAGCAGAGGUCAUAAGACAGAAAUGUAACCGUAACCAAUGACAGUUAUAAGAGCUGGUUAAUGCCCUGUUUUGAGACUGUCAGGUAUAAUGCUCCUACCUGUCAAAGGGGAAAAGCAUAAAAAUAAUAAAACUUAGCCAGACUAUCUGUUAGGAGAAUUUUCUUUAGCCAAUCCCAUCAUCCUUGAGGGUGGUGGAGAUAUGUAACCCAGAUACCAUGGAUACGUUGAUGUUAGAUUCCUGGAGCCAUGGGCCUCAACAAGGACCUUGUACACAUUUUUGACAUCACUCAGGUUCCCAAAAUAUGUUGUGCUAUGGUAUUCCCCUAUAUGGGCUCUCUAUAUGUUCAACUAAGGCUCCUUAAAAUGUGUUGUGCUUUGUUCUUACCCUACUUGGACUCUCCUUCAGGUCAACUAAAUUCCAGCAGAAUGCUUGGAAACAUGGACAUCUAUAUAUACCUGAACAGUCUCAGACCAGUCUUUGUUACACUUGUGGCAUGAUAAAGCUCUAACCCAGAUCUGCAACCAGUAAAGCUUGUCAAACUGACCAUUUGAGUGGACCUUCCAUUCUUUCAAGUGUGAACCUUGGCUGGGCAUCCUUACACUAUCUAAUCUUGAGCUAACAGUGAAAGGAAGAUCAUGCUUUCUCCUGCUGGUUCACCUUCUGUCCCCAUUAACGGGCUGUCCUCUGUCCUCAGGUGUGUGUGGUCCCCACUCCGGGUCAUACGGGACAGGACGUCAGUGUGCAGGUGACAGGAACCUCAGCAGGCGUGGUCCUCGUAGCCGGGGACUUGUUUGAGUGCUGCUCAGACGAGGACAGCUGGAGGGACCUGAGCAUGAAUACUGUGGUACAGCAGGUCAGCCGCCAGGAGGCGCUACGCACCGCUGAUAUCAUCAUCCCGGGACACGGCCUUCCGUUCAGAGUCCAGAGGAGCUGAUUUAAAAAUCAGGCUGAAGAGAAAGCGUGUGUGUUUGUGAUCAUUCAAAAAGAGAAACUCCACCAUCUCUCUGCUGCACUCAAAGGACAGUUUUGUGAAUUAAAGUCUUUAUUGUGGAUCAGAAACUGCUGCUAUAAUGAAAUCUGUCAUCAUUAAAGAUGUCUCUUCAUCCACAUUUGAACACAAACAUAAAAUGGUUCAGUAUUGUUCUUACUAAAAUGUGGUAACACCAGACAUUUAGAUGGUUGCAGGUCCCUAUAAAGACUUGUUUUCAGUACUUGGUUCCCACCUGAGGUCAGAUUGUCCUGUCUUAUUAGGACAAGGUGAUAACCUGUGACGUACUCACCUGCAGCCCUCAUGACGUUCAGCAGAGUCCUCUGAUCUAAGGCUGAUGGAGGUUUAAUUUCUCCACCUUUACAUAAUGACGCACAGACUGCAUCCCUACACACUCUUAAACUGGACUGUGAUUGGCUGACUGGCAUCUUUCCCAUCACACACCCUCACCUGGCAGGUUCGAAACCAGUUAACUGUAAGCUGUCCAUGCUUGGAAUAUUCAUAGCACAUACACGCUUGUCUGACAGUUUUGGUUUUAUUCGUCCCCAUUCAGUAAAAACUUUUAAACCAGUUUAGAGCUUCAUCAGCUUGGGUACAACAGUCCUUAAUAUCACUUAGAUCAGAAACUCUGAAUAUCAUUUAAAUUAUGGAAUGCCUUGGGUCCCAGUUCUGAUCCUUGUGGCACACCGUAUGUUACGCUUUUACUUUUAAAGAGGGAAUGAAUUGACUCUGUCCAAGUCAUUCUCUCACAGACUUUCAACCUGUUUUUUUUUUUAAAUCACAGUUAAAGUAAUAUUAUUUUAGUUCUUCCCUUCCUGUAUUACUCUUUAAAAGGUGUUAGCUCCGUUUGAAGAGAGGUUAUAGUGUAAAAACACCAAACAAUCUCCCUGCUGCUUCUGUUUUAAACCUUUAUCACUGAAUUAAGAAAAGACAGAAAUUCCACCCUCAGCCUUCAGCAGACACAUGAGUGUAAUCUGUUAUGGUAAGGUAAGGAAGGUUGUUAAUGAUUUGGUUACUUUAUCAGAGAUUUAUGACUAAACAAAUAGAGGGAGGGACCUGGAAAUCUGCUACAAACACACACUGCAGAAAAACACUUUAACCUUUAACCUGCAGGAGUUCUUUGUACAGUAGUGACGUCUGCAAAGCCAUUUUAUCUGAAAAUUAAUUGUAGUGUUGACAUGAUGCAGUCAAAAUGACUGAUGUCAGCAGUACAUUUAAAAAAAAAAUUAUAGAGGAGCAAAAAAAAAGCAAAAAAAAAAAAAAAAAACAGGUAAAAAGUUGUUAUAGAGAAAAACUCACACAGGUCCAAAGUUGUUAAAGUUGUUAAAGAGCAAGAACCAAACAGACAAAAGGUGUUACAGAGGAACAACCAAAAAGUCAUAAAGUUGAUAUCUAGGAUCAAGCGAACAGGUGAAAAGUUGAUAUAGAGGAACAACCAAAUGGGCAAAAGGUUGAUAGAGAAGGGGUUCAACAGUUUCAGAAUAAUGUUUCUGAGUGUCACUGUAAAAGAAUUAGUGGAUUUCAUCAUCUACAGUACAUAAUAUCAUAAAAAGAUCCAGAGAAUUGGAGAAAUCUCUGUACUUAAGGGACAAGGACAAAAACCAAGACUGAAUGGUCCUUAUUUUAGGCCCUCAGGCAGCACUGCAUCAAAAACAGACAGGACUUUGGAGUGGAAAUCGCUGCAUGGGCUCAAAAUCGUUUCAAAAUCCAUUGUCCAUAAACACAGUUUAUCACUGCAUCCACAAAUUAGGUUCAAACUGAACGAUGCAAAGGGAAAAGGAGAAAGAAACAGGAUCCAGAACCACCAGAGACAUCUCUGGACCUGAGCCCAUUUAAGGUGGACUGAGGGGGAAAGGAAAACUGUCCUGUGGACUGAUGGAUACAAAUCUGAUAUUCUUUUUGGAGAUCCUCCUCUCUCAAGAGUAGCACAGUUCAAAAGGAACACUUAGGAUGCUCUGGACUUUUCCAGUCCUCUUCGCUGAAUCUGGGUUUUCUUUGGUCCUGUCGAUUUUUCUCAUUUCUUAUUGGACCCUCCAAACCUCUCUGUCCUCAGCCAUGUGCAGAGAAGGAUCUCUGAGGUUUGCUUUCUGUGGGCUAAUUACGUUAACACUCUCUUUAACCUGUGGGUGUGUGUGUGUUAGUCAUACUGACUCAAUCACAUGAGUGUGUGAGACUAUGAUCAGAGUGGUAGUACCAGGUACGCCCCAGGUGUUUAUAUAACAUCAGUGUGAUGCAUCAAUUAUCUCAUUGAUCGUAGAAGUUUCUGUUCACGUAUAAAAACGUCAUAAAUUUCAACUGUCUCAUUGUUACAUAAUCUCCACGGGGAAAUGCUAAGUGUUUCCUGUCAACAUAGCGGUAGUCGAGUCUAAAUAUCAGAGGAAGAAGCUCAGUGUGUGUUCCUCUCCACACCAACAAGAGCUAUAAUCCACUGAUAACAAAAGCCAGACAGGAACUGUCCUGUGGUCCAAAACAAAACCUGUUUGUGAGAAAGAAAAGUAGAAAAAAGUUCUUCAAACAGCCAAACUGUGUCUGUUAACGUGUUUGUGUCCACAGCAAAGUUUUAACAUGGGGCUCUAUGGGGACUGACUCGCUGCAGGACACAGCCCCUAGUGGACCCUGGAGGAACUGCACUUCUUUGGUGGCUCCACUUCUCAGCCUGAGACAUUGCUCCUUGAAUUUGAUCUAAAUAUUAGAGGCAUUGCAACUUUUAAAAUUAAUGAAAAUGGACACCGCAUUGUUCUUAGAAAUUCUUCUUAGUCAACUUCUGUUUUUCUUGAUCAGGUUUUUUUGUUGUUGAGACAGCAGAUCCUGGUCCAGCUGAGUCAGGCGAUCAUCAGAGCCACACCUACCUUCUCAGAGACUCUGUGUUCUUCUUAACAACCUGAAGAGCACUGAAUAUUUCACUUUAACCCCAUCCUGGAGUCUGUUUAUCAGAACACAAUCACAGAAAACUGAUAGAGAGCCGUCACCCCUGACAGCUAAGAAAGCCUGGCUUUAUGACUUGAUUGGCUUAUCAGUGGAUUAUGACUUCAUUGAAGUCUGCAGGGGUUAGGAGCUGAACUCUAACCAGCAUCUGACUGCCCAGCCCAAACCACUAUCCUGAAUGGCCUCACGUUGUAUGGCUGAAUGAAUAUACUGUGUAAUAAAUCAUGACUUUGGUGUGGCCGUAUCUUUGAACUGAAGCUGUAAAAAUAAGAAAAGAGAAAAUAAAGGAAUGAAUUCAAUCCUUGGAAAGAAAAGAGCAAAUAUCUCAAAAUCAUCUAUGAGACAUUACAGUUUUUUUCUAUCGCUAACAAGCGCUUACCCAUACUUCAGAUACUUUUUCUUUAAGCCAAAUGGAUGAUUUUCUUCUCAAAAACACGUUUUUUUAAAAAUACGUACAAACUCUUCAUUUCAAAAUAGAACACAUCUUUCUCUGCACACACUAACUUUACCAAAACACCAGAAAUCUGACUCAAAUUGAAAGGAUUCUGUUUUCACUUGUUUUCACUUCACAAGGUACAUGCAGUCAAUCAAAGUACACCAGGUUUUAAAAUGCUGGCUAUUGCUGACAUUAAAAACUGCAUACACUUAUAUAUUUUAGUUUUACAGGUAUUUGCAUACAAAACAUGCAAUCCACAGUUUUUACACUAAAUUUCUUGGUUGGGAACUGUAUGUCCACAUGUGAUGUUCACAUUCAAAAGCAUUCCAGUAAAAAGCAAAUCAUUUUUUCCCUUUACUGUUUACUACAGGAGGUACAGUAGAAAUACUGUUUACAAUAUGAUAGAGCAGAAAAAAGUUUAACAGUAUUGCUUACAGUGAACAAAAUAUCCUGCACCUGCCCCUCUCAUUGCAUCUCUCACUGGCCCCUUACUCUUACUCUUCCUCAUCCAGACAUGACAGUGUUUGUCUUUUUCUGUUUCCAAAAUCAUCACACCUCAAAGUCCUCCUUUUAACCCCUGCCACUGAGUCUAAGACAGACUGGAAUCAGCUGUAGUUGGCCCAAUUUACCCAUCAUAUAUCAGCUGUGUGUUAAUUAGUCAAUUGUUUGUUUAUUAUCAGCUGAGAUAUAUUGUUUUUGAGCUGAUAUCACUGCAGAAGCAGAGGCUUUUAUACUGUAUCUAAUAUUUGGAAUAUUGUUUUUGCUAUUUUGGGAUGUGUAUUAACAAAAACAAAUAAUACAAAAACAAUCCAUUAUUUUGUUGGGAGGUAUAGCUUGUCUGUUAAGAAAGUGUAAGCAUUGUGGAAAUGUGUUCACUGACUGCCUAUUGUGUGAAAAUACCAUGAAAUGUAUGAAUGGUAUGGCCACAAAAGACCGAUAAUGUGCUAAUUGCGUUUACAAUUUUGAAAAUUAUCACAUUUUCAAAAUGUGACAACUAGGUGCACAAGCGCUUGUUAGCAACUGAAAAAAUCUGUUGAUGGUACAUAUUAAACUAGGCAGAAGGCAACUGCACAUCCUUCAGGGUCCACUAGAGGCUUUGUCCCGCAGUUGGUCAGUCCCCAUAGAGCCUUAUGUUAAAACACAGAGUCUGAUAUCUGUAGACUGUGGAAAAAGAGAAGAAUCCGGUGAAGAUGUGGAUGUCUGUGAUUUGACAUGUCCUCUUCUUUGUAGCAGGAUGAAGUGGAGACAGAAGAAGGUCCACAGAACAGGCCUGGUGAGAACAAGGUCAGCCCUAGCUUUAAAUGGGGUUUGGCUUCCUGUCUGGGGCUGGUGAGAACGCACCUGAUGGCUGUCCACAAUAUUCACAUCACUGAAAAACCUAAAUUUGCAAAAAAUAAGAUUCAAGACCGAUGAUAAGAUUGAACGAGUUUGCAGUAAUCCUGAUGCCAAGAUGAGAACAGAUGGAUAGAUUUGAAUCUUACUUUUUAUUUCUUACACAAGAUACUUAAACAAUGUGAACGCAAGUUACUUUCUUAGCGCAAGUUUACACACCAUCAGGAUUUUUUUCAUUAUGUGAAUUUUUUAAAACAUUUUUAAUUCUCUGGAGAUCUACAGUGUCAGUAAGUGUUUAAAAGUGUCUGUGCAGAUCAGAUAUUUUCUGAAAAUCUUUUCUUCCAGAGCGUGUUCUGUCUCUGUGCUUGUCCUGCCAUUCUUUAUCCAGCUGAUGAAUAAACCAGGUUACCUCAGCACGUGCUACUUACACCUAUGUUCUUCAUGCUCCACCCCUUUGUCCAAAUAUGGUUACUCCUGACUUUCCAAAAUGAAAAAACAAAAAACAAAAAUGACUGUUUAACCAAAAAUAUCAGAUUGUGGACAGAAUAACAAACUGACAUUAUGUGGUCUGUGAUAAAUCUCAGGUAACUCCUCUGAAAACUCUUCUAAAGAGGAAAAGCCAUCAGUGAGCUGCACACAAGAGUCUUUUAUGGCUUGAUGGAAAGAUGUUCUCACACACCCAUCCAGCCCUGACAUUAGGUCCUGGUCAUAAAGGGGGCGAUAAGCCUCCUUCAUAUCCUUAUCACUUGUAGCUCCACCUGUAUGCCCUCCACCCUGCUAAACCUCAGAUAUAUUUAAACUCACGUUUUUCCAUUUUUCUCUGAUACCUGAGGACGCUUGCUGCUCUCCAUCAUCAUUACUGCACUUUUGCCUCUUCUUUGAGCUUCAGGAGGGUUUGAAGGUUUCACUCGGAGGAGUUUCUGGGAUUUUAUCCUCCUUUUUGUCUUUUUUAGAGUCUUCUUCCAUUUUCAGACAUCAUGUGUACCGGAUCCUGUUCAAAGUUUAUCGCCAUCCCCCUCUACGUCCUGGCCCUGGUGUCGAUUAUCUGUAACAUCAUGCUUUUCUUCCCCGGGUUUGAAACAAAGUACGCUGCCCCCGACCUCCCCGAGGGUUCCAACAGAACAGACUACCUGACGGAGGAGGUGAAAUACAUGGGAGGCCUGGUCGGAGGAGGAUUGAUGGUAAGGAGAUUUGACCAGAUUACAGUCGGUGUGAUGAUUACAAUGCUGAUGACAAAUGGUUUAAGGUUUGCACUUGAGAGGGUUACUGUAAACACACUGAAAAUGCUUCCAUUCACAAAAUAUAGACACUUAAAAGGGUUAAUUAUAAUUAACACAAUCAAAGUAAUUCUUUCACACCCAAAAUAGUUACACGGCACACUUAAAACUAUGUAACCCAAUUAAAAUGGUUACAUUUAGCUAAAAGAAUAAUUUAAAGACUAAAAAUGUCUAUGUCAAACAAAAUAAGGUUGAAAGCUGUGAGACGGAACUUUUUAUUCCUAAAUAGUGACUAAAACUCACUUAUCAACCAUCAACACCUCGCACUAAAGAAGAGAUCAGGUUUAUCAGAUAUGUUUUAUAGCCACAUUUUUAUGAACAGAUGAUGAAAUCUUAUCAAUCUUUUACAGCUCUGAAUACUCUGAUGCUUUUACCUGAUAUCUCUGUCUUCACAUGAAGAUUACAUCACUUCCUUUUGUUGUCUCCUCCUCAGCCUCACUUUUUUUCUGCCCCUAAGGUGUGUCAAUAUUGACCAGUACAAAAGACCAACACCGAACCCUUACUGUGAUGAUAUAAUGCCCUGUUUGCCUUGAAAAUACUCAUGUUGCUUUUUAGAAAAGACAUUUAAUAUCAGUCAUUUCAGUUUUUUUAAAGUCUGGACUCAGGUCCACAACUGGUUAAAUUCAAAAGUAAUAAAACAUCUUUGUAUUCAUUGGAAAAGGUGUUUGAAAACUAAAGCUAAAGUGUUACAAGAGAGUUUAAAAAAGAUUUACAAAGGUUUAAAAAGACUGUUUAAUAGUUAAAAUUACUUAAAAAAUGUAAAAAUGGUUGGUACCAAUGUCCAAAUAUUAAAGUGCUGGAAAUGAACAGAAAGUAUUGAAAUGAAAUGUUGAAAUUUGAGAAAUGUUAAAAAAUGAAUGUAAAUGCUUAAGAUAAUGAGAAUGAUAAUCACUCCAUACAAAGAUAGUUUUUAGAGGAGGGUUAUUGUGCUUGUUAUAUUUCAUUUCUAAUAUCAUUUUAUUCAAUUUCCUCUUUCUUCUUUCUUGGUCAUGCUCUCAGGUCCUGGUUCCUGCCAUCCACAUCCAUCUAACCAGUGCUGAGAAAUGCUGUGCUAACCGAUGUGGGGUGAGUUUUAUAUAUCUAUAUUACUAAAGAGCAUUAUUUCUCUUGGUCAUUAUUUGAUUGUUUUAGUCAUAAUUAUGACUUUUAUCUCAGAUUGUCUUCCUCUUAAUUUAUAUAUUUUUCCUCAUACAGCAGGUCUUUCUAAAAUCUGUCCCAAAGCAUUUCACAUCCCCCCUCCUGACUCUGGCGCCUUUUUUUGCAGAUGUUCCUGUCUAUUGGUUUUGCGGCACUUGGUGUCUCUGGCGCAACCUACAGUCUGAGUGUGGCAAGUUUAGGUCUGGUUAACGGACCCAUGUGUUUGUGGACUAACAAAGAAGGUCAAGCGCCUGUGUGGGGGACACCAUUCUUUGGCGGGUAAUAAAGCCAAGCUGUGAUAAAAGUUGUUCAAUUUCCAGGAUCUGUUUUUAUUUCCGUCCUCUAACUGUGUUUUCAUGGUCUGCAGAGAAGGGAACUACCUGCAAAAUCAGACACUCUGGGAUUGGUGCAAAGAACCAGAUAACGUAGUGGGUUUCAACGUCGGACUCUUCUCCACUCUGUUGGUGGCUGCCAGCCUGGAGCUCGUGCUCUGCCUCAUCCAGAUGGUCAACGGGCUGUUUGGAUGCCUCUGUGGGACCUGCUCCGGUAAAGAGGUGAGACCUGAGCUGAUCAAAGGUCAAACACUGCAGAAACAAACUAAUAUGCAGUGAUGGCAUUUUGUAUUUGGAGGCAAAGGUGAGAGUUUUAGAGAGGGGAAAAGGUGGAGAGAGCAAGGGUUUCUCACCUCCUAAUAUGAUGAAAGUCAAAAAGGAAAAGGACCCAAUUGCAGAACAAAAAGUGAUCUAAUGAAAAAAUAACUAAAUAAAAAGCAACAAAAGCUUACAAGAAAAUGUCCAGCUUAAAAAUAAAAAAUCCAAGAAAAUGCGCUGGGGGAAAAACACACAAGGAGAUAGUGGAGACACUGGCAUACAAACACACACAGACAUUCAUACAUACCACACAAUGAACCAACAAAGAAACAGGAGAAGACAAGGACUAUAUAUACACACACACAGGGAAACGAUCAACGAGAGGCAGGUGAGACAUUAAGAUACAAGUGCAAACAAUCACAGAGGAGGGAAAACUUAGGUAGUAAAACAAGACUAGAAACACAGGGAAUAAACUACUACUAAAUAAAAUGGGAAACACUGAACACUGAUAUAAGGAAUAAAACACUGAGAACAUGAAGAAACUUGGGUCAGACACAAACUAAAAACUCACAAGACAGGACUACAGGGAACAGGAACAACAGGGAAAAGAAACACUAGGGAAAAUCACAAAGAAAAUACAUUCCAGGGAAACACAAAACCAAGGAAAAACUAAAAACCUGAACAUAACAUGACACAAAAAAGGGAAAAAGAGUAAAUACUUUCAAUAAGAACAGCAACAGUAAGGCUAUAAAAAUCAUAACAACAAACAAAAGUCAUAAUUUUAGACCAAAGUCAAUAUAAUAAAUAAAAAAUCCACAAUGAUGACACAAAGGUUUCAGUUAGAGGACAAAAGUCAAAAAGUCUUUGUAGUCACAGAAAAAGUCAUGUCAAUCAGAUAAAAAUCAUAGCGCUAAAGCAAAAAAUCAUUGUAGCAACAGAAAAUGCCGUGCUGUGAGAAAAAAGGCUUUAGUGGUGAGUAAAAAGUCAUUUAUGUGGGAAAAAAAGCUAGUGUUGAGAUGAAAGUCCAUGGUAAUUAAAGAGUCGGGGCGAUGAAAAAAAGUUACAUAAUUUUCAAACAAAGUUAGGAACGUUAGACAAAAAUCAAUGAUACAAAAUUUUUUAAGAUUUAUUCACAAAAUUUGUCACAAUUAAGUCAUAAAAGUCUUUUUAGGCUUAAGUCAGUUUUGGAGAGAAGAGCUACAAAAACAUGAUAAAUAACCUGAAGAUUAAAUGAAAUCAUGGUAAUGAGAAAAAGUCACAGUAUGAGUAUAAGAAAAUAAAAAAGCUGUAUUUAUGGGACAAAAGUAAAGUGAUGGAAUAAAAAGGUAAACAAAUAAAACAAACUUCUUUGCCUCCUGUUUGAACUAAUCACCUCUCUCUUUUCUCUCAUUAGUAAGAUGAACUAAAACCAUCAUAAUCUUCAUCAUCACCCUCAUAACCAUCAUCAUCAUCAUCACCAUCAUCAUCAUCGUCAUCAUCAUCAUCAUCAUCACCCUCAUAACCAUCAUCAUCUAAAACUCUGCCGUUAAGACUUCUGACUCUCAACCGUCCUCCAUUUUUAACUUUUUAAAAAUAAUUUAAAUCCUCUUCAUUCAUUUCUUCUCAAACUGGAGCCUUAAAUUAAAUUAAUUAAAAAUUUUCCUUGAUUAUUUCCUGUAGUUUUAUUCUGUAUUUGUGUCUGUAAAUUUAUUUGUUUGUUGUAAUAUUUUGUAAUAAACUUUUAACUUAAACUCACAUUUUUCAUUGUUGUCUAUAAUAUGAACCAAAGAGGGGGUUGAAAUAAAUUAAAGAUCCUGUGAGGAACUUUUGGUUUGGGGGAGUCAUUCAUGAUUCAAUUAUUACUUCAACAUCAAUUAAGCAUUAAUUUACCUAAAUAUUUGGACCCUUACUGUAAAGUAUUUCCAGCUUUAUUUUCCUGAAAUCAAGAACUCAUAGUACCGCAACUUCUUUUUUUAACUUUAUUCUUGUAACAUUGUAAAAUAAAAGAUUAUAAUCAUAUAUUAGGAGAAUGAAUCCUAAUAGGUUAUCAUGACAAUCAAGAAGUAAUUUACAACAAUAUAAUUAUUGAAAAUAAAGGAAUAAAGUUGUUUAAGAAUAAAAAUGCAGUAUUACCUGAGAUUUAAGUCAUAUCAUUAUGAGCUAAUUUUGUAAUGCUUUAAAAGUAAAUUUCUAAGAUUACAAAAAUAAUGAGGAUAAUAAAAAGAAAAGUGAAAUCUUAAAGGUUUAAUUUUUUGCUCAGAAAUCAGAGAGAUGAACCCUUCAUGUUAAACUAUAGAGUCCAUUUGGAUAUUGAAGUGGUACUUUGACUCAGGUAAGUCCCUGUGGCAGGUUCUCUGCACUGUGGUUAUUGUCACACCUUUACACUGAUAUGAAGUGACCUGUUUAUUCUUUCCCUUCUGCCAAGACCACAUUGAUCUAUACUUCAGUUGGUUUAUCUAUUUGUUGAACCAAGGUUAGAUAUGAAUAAUGUUGCCUUUUUAUUUUUUCUCUCAAAAACCUUAAAGUGAAGUUCAACAGUAAAUGAAAAAUGUCAUCCGUUGACCCCGACGUGAUUUGAACACGCAACCUUCUGAUCUGGAGUCAGACGCGCUACCGUUGCGCCACGAGGUCCUGCAUUCCAAAUGGAAAACAUUAAAUUAUAUAAAGUAUUGCACGAUUGUUAAUUCGUGAUAUUAUAUAUAGUGUGUGGACGGCAUGAUAAAGUUACUGCCGUUUCUCUAAUUCCCAUUGAUAUUCGCCUUUAAUUUAAUCACCGGUAGGUUUACAUUUAGAGUCAUUACGGUAGGAAAUAUUGUUACGCGUGUAGCCACCAGAGGGCGCCCCCUCACAGUCAUGUCAGCGUUCAUACCAUACACUGUAUAUACUGUAGAAUAUAGUAAUAGUCAGAGGUGGGAAUUGUGGAGUCAGCAAGUCAUCUCCCUGCCAUGUAUUUGUUCUGCUCUGUCACUGAACCAGCUGCUUCCAAUGAGCAGCCAGGAAGGUGAGCUCGUUAGUGGAGGCACCUGGUUCACUAACUGAGCAGAACAAAUACAUGGCAGGGAGAUGACUUGCUGACUCCACAAUUCCCACCUCUGGUAAUAGUAAAUAGAUAAUAUACAGUCUAUGGUUCAUACAGUUUCUAACGAUGAAGCUCACAGUUGGGAUCAUUCGACACAUCUUUUUAUAGGAAUAAAUAAGUGUAAAUAUCUAUCCUAAAACCACCUUUUCUAAAAUUAUACUAUGCUUCUACAAAGUCCUUUAGCUUUGGCCUGAUGGUGCAAAACAAAUCAAUAAAGAAAUGAUGAAAAAAAAUAACUUGAUAAAAUCACUCAUGUAAACAGCUGUGCAAGUCAGGUUCACCGCCUGAUUUUAGAAAUAUAAAAGUUGUUCAUAUAUAGAGUUUUUCAUUAGAUCUGCCACCUCUUUAUAUCUAAAACUUAAUGUGAAAAUGAGAUUUUUUCUGCAGUCUUCAAGCAGCAACAAACAGAAAACUUACAGGAUUAGAGAAAAAUUAGUGAGAAAACAAUAAAAAUAUGUUGAAUGACAAAGUCUGCAGUAAAUAAAGAGCCAAAAGAAAUUUCUCGCAAUUUAUAAUCAACCAAGCAUGAUAUCAGGCUAUUCAGUGAGAAUAUUUGUAAUAACUAGAUAAUGAUGGAAUAUUCUGUGUAGAGCCUGUAACAGCUUGAUCAGCUUUCUAUUUGUAAUACUCUUCUAUUUGACCUGCAAACUGUUUCCGAGCAUUUUGAGUUAUCUUCAUGCCUGUUUUUUGUCUUUUUCUGAUGGUUUGAUGGACAUUUGCAAACACAUUUGUAUUAUGUUGCUUGUUCAUAAAAAGGUGCAAAAGUCCAACAGAAAUGCAGCAGCUAUGUGCUGCAAGGAGACACAACCGCUCCUCUUUAAAGCUGCUAAAGUUUUUGGGCCUCACUGUGGCAAAGAGAAGUAAAGACAAACAUGAGGACAGAUAGAGAACUAGAUCUGCAGCCGAUGGGAGACGGUGUUUCCACAUCAGCAGGUCUGCAGAAAGCAACAUAAAAACACCCACAGCAGCAGAAAUUCACAGAGUGGGUGACAGACCGAGAUCUCAAGAUUGGUCAACUUCCUGAGUUAGGCUCACACACCUAAAGAUCUGUCAGGGUUUGAGAAUAUGUAUGUGUGUGUAAGUGUGUGUGCCACUGAUAUUUCCAUCCUCCUCUGACCGACCACCAGGUAAAGAAGAGCUCAUUUCUAUUUAUAUGAUUAUUUAUUUUCAUUCAGACUCUGUGUGUGUGUGUGUGUCAGUAUGAGAGAGGAAAACACUCUGAUGAUAAGAAAUGACUCAUGGGAAGCUGUGACUGAGUGUGUUAUCGGUUAAUGUGUUUUCUCAGCUAUUAUCAGGCUGUAAAACCUCAUAUUGUCAGAUUUCAGAGAACAAAAGUUCUCAGUGAUAAAAAAAAAAAAAAUCUAUGACUGUAAGUAAGGAAAUAUUUCACUCUUUUUUAGAUUAACCCGCUUAAACUAAUUUCUUGGCAGCAGAAUCAACAGUUUUCAGACUAACGUGACUUAUUUACAGAAAAAUUCACAUCUUACAUGAACACAGAGAAACUGUUCGGUGGAGAGCUGUCACAAUUUCUGCAGAGGAAGUUCUGUUCCAACAGGAACUGCAGACAGCGGCGAGAAAAUGCAACAUGUUCCUCUUCAAAAGUCGGUCAGCGGUGUUCAGCGUGUUUUAACUAUAUUUUAUUACAUGUGGGCAAAAGGUGCAAAAGAGUUCAACGUUCAGGGUUGAAGCAUUUUAAAGAAAGAAAAUAAACCUGAUAGUGUCAAAAUAGUUUUUGGAUGAUAAAACACAAAAUACCUUUUUUUUUUUUUUUUUUUUUUUUAGCAAUAAAACUAAUAUUUUACAUGUAUAUUUAUCAUGUCUGAGGUAAUCUUUUCUGAAUUAAAUGAAUUUACUCUACCCUAAGCAACGCUGUUUUCAGUCUCCAACAGUUGGAGGUGUUUCAUACAAAUCCUCUCAUUUUAUACAGAAUAAUUCGGUUAAAAUUUGGCUUCAUUGGAUUGGUUAUGUUUUAAAUCCAAAGCUUUACCCACAAGUAUUUUCUAUUAAUUCAUAAAAAGUCAAUAUAAAACACGUCACUAAGUUAACCGCGUUUAGGUCAGAUUAUAAUGUGUGUUUCAUGUUUUGAAAUGGAUCUCCAACAUUGACUUUGCAUGUUUGAGCUUUCACACUAACUUUAAACAAAUGUGUAGUGAUUUAAAAGUACAUUUAUUUCAUAAUAUAGUCACUUAAGUUCAACUGUUUAGUUUUUCACAAGUUUAAUAGAUUUAUAUUGUUAUAUUAUCUCAUACAAACAAACGGAAACAGUGAUAUCGACCAGCCUGCAUCAACAUCAGCCACUGAAAAAGGAAUAUGUUGACCUCUAACUAUUCCUAAACUUUUUAUUUUUAGUGACUUAUCUGUUCUUUAUUUACAUAUGGCUUUUUAUGGAGGUUUAGGUAACUUUUUGUGUCCUCAUGUUGGAUGUUGUUUGAACCUCAUGAGACUCGAGCCUUUGUUUGCUUUGCAGUUUUGAUUUCUUUUACUAGUGUGGGAACCCAUUAAUGUAAUACCUCUAAACAGGAAGUAGUUUUAACAACAACAACAACAACAAAAAAACGGAUGUCCUGAUAUGGAGAUGAUUGAUCUUAGUUUUGUAAGACAUGAGAGAAUCACCACUGCGUGAGAAACUGUUUUAACUUGUAGUUCUUAAAAUAAUUUGGUUUCAUUUUAAUGCUGAACAAUGACUGUUCAAAAUAAGAAAACACAAGAACACUUGUCCAACAUGCUUUUUUUAGUCUGUGGUGAUAUGAUAUAGCUGUACUUCAGAGUUAUCACUGCUGCAGAAACAGUCAGUCGAGUAUGGAACCAGGUGGUAAUUCACGUGUAUAAUAGGUGUGUUGGUUUGAUACUUUUACUCGAAAAAUAGUCCCAGCGUCCUCAUACGACUACUUCCUGUUUGGCGGUGCUGUGUCUCAUCACUAUUAAUUAGAUAAGUAAAAAAUUUUGUGACUUUUAAAAGUAUAAACUGUUAAUAACAUAAAUACUUAUGUUAUUGAUUACUGACUGUUAAACAUUUGUUCGCCUGAACACAGAUUAGUGUGUAUAUCAGUCUUGUGACCACAGGGUGGCAGACCAUGUGUCCAUGACUGAGGCCAACAGGUCCAGAUUAUCAUGUCUGUAUAUGAAGGCGCAGGGUCUCAAGGGUCUCAAGUUCACAAGCUCACAUCAUCACCCUGCAGCUUUGAACCAAAGAAAACAAUUUUCAAAUAUUCAGACGGUAAAAGGUUGCACCAACAGAAAAGAUCUCGUACCAACCUUAGGUCGCUCAUUUUAGAAGUAGACUCAGGAGAAGCGAAUUAGCCGAUCAAAAUAAAACUUACAGUGCUUAUUAAGUUCAAACACAGACACGCCCACUGAGUCCUGCAGCUCUGUGCAGUUUGCUCGUGUGUUGUGUUUCAUAGAGGUGAGUUGUCAGCAUCUCUCUGCUACGCUGAACUGGGCACUCUCAUCCUGACAGAGAUCUGAUCUGAUCAUCCAGAGGAGGAUUUAUCAUCAUAAUAGGUAAAAGGUUUGAGCAUCACAUUGCUCACAUCUCCUGCAGCGCAGUUCCUCUCCAGCGCUCAGCAGACAGUUUAAACGUCGCUCUGUUUGAGGCCUUUAGCAAAGGUGACAGUUCAGGUGGAGGAAAACAGGAAAGCUAUAUUUAGAUCCUGAUUAACUGAAAGGCUUUGCAGCUUUUGCACCUGCAAACUGUGAAAGUGAGAUACCAUCUGAUUAAGAAAGUGCAAAGAAAGAAUCGAUGCUUCACACACUGCCCUGCAGAAAACAGCCUCACUGUGCAGCUAACAGCCUGUUCUGUCUGUGCAUAUUUAAACGAGUCACUACAGUGAUAAUAUUACAGGAAUUUACACCUCAUUUCAGAGACAGAUCAAUCAGAUCUGCUCUGAAAUAUGACCCAGCUCUUUCUAGUAACAUUUUUGCAGGUUUGUUUUGGACUUUGUUUGAUGAGUUUGCACAUAUUUUCUCACAUGGUGUUGCGUACCAAUAAUUUAAAUACUGCACUGAACACUGCUAUCGCUGCAGCUAUAGGACUCUCAUACUGACACAGCUUUUAGGUAAGUGUAUGAUGAGUUUGCUACAUGGAGAGAGGAUCUAUGAUUCAUUUAUUCUGUAAACAAUAAAAAAGGACGCUGUCUCUUUAAUAGGUCGUUAAUGUCAAAAAGCUCUUCAAGCGAUCUCGUUUGAGCUUGACACAUCACCACAUUGCGUUAAAAUCUGAAGCUAAGGUUAACCUUUCCAUCCAACUGAACCACACUGCAGAAGUACAAAUCACAUACACAUGGUUUUAAAACCCACAAAGUCACAACAACCUGAUUCGCAAACCUGCACGCUGAAAUAGUGCAUGUUCAAGUAGAUUUAAAUCACUCACUGACACUUCGACCUUUAAUUUUGUAUCUUUGAUUCGUUCAGAAUUCUUUAACUUUUCAUGUGGCAUUAACUUUUGCAGGGUUUGUCUGUUUCUAUGUGAGAUACUCCUACAGAAUCACGUUCCUGAAUAGUGUGUUUCAUUGGAUCACCCUGCAUGCCUCACCUACUUUCAAACAAACCAGAAAAAAAGUUCUGCAAGAGUGCUUAAAUAUGCAACAAUGUCUUUAAAGGCCUGAGGAGACGACCCACAGAUCGGUUUCUUCCUGGACUCCCCAGUACUAUAUGCACAUUCACUCGUUUACCCAAAGGGUUGUAACAGAGGGGUGUGUGACAUGAAUUAAGCUGUAGAUGAUUGUGGUUCUGAGGAGGCAGGAGAUAAGAUGGAAAGGAAGCAAAUGUCAGAUAUCUAAAAGGAGUUAUGAUACUGGUUUUAGUCUAUCUGUUUAUGCUGCGAAUAUUUGGGUGAGUUCACAGAAUCAGUGAAUAAAAGGAAAAGGAAAGGCGGUGAGCAGAAAAGAGGAUGUACAAAUUACUCCUCAGAUAGUAUCACUUCACUCUCUCUCUCUCUAUCUGUCUUUGUUAGUUCACCAUGUGUAUGUCCUGCUGUGCUUUUCCAUCAGCUGAGCAGACUUCUUCUGGUAAUUUGACUGCAGGGCUGGGUGAAAAAAAUCAUCCUUUUGCAUUCACACAUGCAGCUCACGGUUGACAGUUUUGUUCAUGUUUGAUGCACUUGUGAAAACUGCUGUGGAGGGUGAGGUCUGCAGGGUCACAGGAAGUCCCUUUUACUGAAUAUGAAGCAGCAUUUGUGAGUAUCGGAACCUCUUUUUGACCAUCUUCACUUUGACUUCAUACAUUGAUAACUUAUAAAUACACAUUCAGCUCAUUAAAAGGUCUUGAUGAACAACUUGGAUUUUGGUGAAUAAUGCGUGAGCCCAAACUGAUACUAACUGGCAUCUUCUCUCCGGUUUAUAAAGCCUCACAUGAAAUCUUUAGUCCCAAUGCUGUCAUGCUGCAGAGCAGGGCCUAAGCAAUUUACAACACGAUAAGAAAUAUUGAGGUAUUUAUAAUCCUGACUGCACUGUCUUUAUGAUACAAACUGUACUUUCCAGGACUUCAUUGAAUCAAAGGUAUCUGGUAUUUGUAACCAUACCUAUGCUAUCCAGUAUAUUUACAUAGGUCCAGCUAUUUAUUAGUUUAUGUGCAUCAUUCAGAUUAUUCAGGUUUUUAUAACCUGACUAUAAUAUUAAGUAUUAGGAUAUCCAAGGAUUUAUAAUUCCAGACAAGAUUAAUAUACCAUCAAGUAUUUUCAGGUAUUUAUUACUAUUACUGCACUACCCCAAAAUAUCUACUUUUUCAAAACCAGAACUAAAAAAUGAAUGCAAUGAUCCUUAGUCUGUUGUUAGUAUUUCAUCGUAUUAUUCUUAAUAUAAUCUUUUCGUUUUUGUAUUUUUAACCACUUCAUGUGGUUCCAGUGUUUUGUUACACUCUGUUCAUGCUGUCAUCUUAUUUCUAUCAGGAAACCGAUUUUAUAAAAACAGCUCUUAUCAACAUCAGAGCGCUGCAAAAGCCAAAGUGCAAAGUUUAAACCAGAAUGCCAUCAUGAUCACAGACCUUCAGUCUGGAGUCUUCAGGGAUCAUAUGUGCUGAAGUAUUUCUGAAUACUCCGAGUAUCACAAAUUGUAUGAUUGCACAUUUUCCUUCAUUCAAAUUUCACUUGAAAUGUGUCGGUGGAGCAAUACUUGCAGGGUGUCAGCAGAGAAUUAAUAAUGACUCAUAACUGUAGAUGAAGUGUCACUAAAAACAGAAGCAAAAACACUGUGUGACCUGAAACCUCCUGCUGUCUCUGCAGGGUUCUGGGUCACGUGCUUAUGAUUAGGUUUCUGUAUCACGGUUACAAUAAAAGAAAGGUCAGACCACAGACCACCUGUCAAUAUGCACGUAAACUCAUGGCAGUUUGUUGUGGAAACAACAAAGUUGUUGGAAGGAAACAGAAAACUCCCCUGUCUGCUGUUUUUGUGGGACUGAAUCAGAUUUUUUAACACAUUUUAUCCACUGUAGCACUGUCCAUCAUGAGGAAUAGUGUGCUCAAGUCUUUUGCCGACCCAGGAUUUUACCCAGAGCUGUGCAGUCUUGUUGAAGUACCAAACUUGGCUGAAUCUGUGUAGACUGCUGGUAUGUCACCUGGUCUUGAAAACUGCUCAGGUCUUUGGCAGAAUUCUAAGGCCACAAUGGGGUUAUAGUCCCCAGAGUUCUAAAAUCAUCUUGAGGUAAAUGUUUGAGUUCUGAGAUUCAGAAACUGUUGGGGCAGGUCCUUUGGGAAAAUGGUUUUGACUGCUCUAGGCGUGGCACAAACACACACUGCAAAUCAAACAUUGUCGCUUGACUGACCCUCCACCGAGUCCUGUGUCUGAACUUCUCUUGUGCCUUUCAGGUAACCAAGUCUGUCAACAGGUCCAUCCAUGUGUCCACCACCUUUUGCUCAUGAAUAAGUUUCUGUAUCUCAGUUACAAAAAAGUAAAUGUCAGACCACAGACCACCUGUCAAAACAUGUAAACUCAUGGCAGUUUGUUGGGGAAGGAAACCGAAAACUCCCCUGUCUGUUUUUUUCGUAGGAUUGAAUCUUUAUCUACAUCACGAAUUUCGACCACUCAGUUUAGUCAUCCUUGCUCAGGAUUCAUAAAAUCAACUGUAGCUCUGUCCAUCAUGAGACAUUGUUUGCUUAAGUCUUCUGCCGACCCAGUAGUUAACCCAAAGCUAUACGGUCUUGUUUAAGUACCAAACUUUGCUGUAACUGUGUAGACUGCUGUUAUGUCAAAUGAUCGUGGAAACUGCUCAGGACUUUGGGACAAAUCAGAAACCACAGUAGGGUUAAAAUUUUCAGAGUUGUAAAAUCAUCUUGAGGUGAAUGUUUGUGGGUUUUGACAUUUGGAAACUGUCGGCACAUGUACUUUAGGAAUUUGGUUUUGACUGCUUUAGGCGCGACAUAAACCAACAUUGCGAAUCAAACAAUGUUGCGUUACUGACCCUCUUCCAAGUCCUGUGUCUGAACCUCUCUUGUGUCUUUCAGGUAACCAUGUCCGUCAACAGGUCCUGCAUCGAUAA
Molecule: messenger RNA, 20357 nt
Organism: Xyrichtys novacula (pearly razorfish)
Lineage: Eukaryota; Metazoa; Chordata; Actinopteri; Labriformes; Labridae
Source: the annotation of a GenBank genome assembly